Salvelinus fontinalis (brook trout) is the source of this 8571-nucleotide messenger RNA. RefSeq names its product UDP-Gal:betaGlcNAc beta 1,4- galactosyltransferase, polypeptide 5 (gene b4galt5). Gene Ontology annotation, biological process: glycoprotein biosynthetic process; carbohydrate metabolic process. The transcript has 9 exons. The record is from RefSeq and is a predicted model, not a curated record. Gene Ontology annotation, molecular function: UDP-galactose:glucosylceramide beta-1,4-galactosyltransferase activity. NCBI's taxonomy places the organism in Eukaryota, Metazoa, Chordata, Actinopteri, Salmoniformes, Salmonidae. The coding region runs from base 440 to 1588 and encodes 382 amino acids.
CGCCUCCUCAUUAAGGCAUGGCACAUUUUUUGGGUGGAAGGUAGACGCUAGUAGCUUUCCGUUCAUAGUAGGCUACCACCGCCGGAGCGGCCGAGUACCCAGCGUCUGACUGUAGGCUAAUGAUGUCCUUCCACUGAAUACAACACCGACAGUUUUGACUGCAUUGUCGCGAUUAGCUGUUCCACAUUGGGACUUCUUCUAAACUGAAUCAAAGCUGGCUUUAGCUGUCUACCUUUCGAUUCUGUCUUUCUAUUCGCUAGACUUCCUACUCGCUUGGCCACUCAUCUUUCCCGCAGAUCCCCUGCUGCAGUCGACAAAUAAAACCGAUUAUUCGCGGAUUGCGUUUACAUCUGGACACGCUCGGGAGAUUUGAGGCCUACUGUUAGCCUAUCUCUACUGUAAAGAAGAAAACGUGUCUACGUGUUUUUGCGACUAUAUAAUGCCGACACAUCUGCGAUUUCGAAGAAGGUCAUUCCUUGGGCUUAUAUUCCUCUUCUCACUGUCCACCACCGCAUUAUACUUCAUCUAUUCAGCGCCUGGUAUCGUAAAUGAGUACCUGUUUAUGGUGCAGGCCACAGGGAUUCACAUCAAGGACAACGUGAAGAAUAUCGGUGUUCAGGUUCUAGAGCAGGUGGUCAGAGGUGGUUACAAUAUCAAUGGGACAGAUUAUGCCUAUGACUUCAACCUGAGUGAGAGUGAUGUGCCGCCCACCACAUACCUCCCCGACAGCUUCACCUAUUUGUCCUCACAGAUCUGCCCAGAGAGACUGCCCUCCAUGAAGGGGAGGCUGGAGGUGAAUAUGAGUGAGAUGGCUCUGGAGGAUGUGGAGAGGGUUCUGUUGAAUGCUGAGCCUAGCAUGACCCUGGGGGGCUACUGGAAGCCCAGGGACUGUGUCCCACGCUGGAAGGUGGCGAUACUGGUCCCAUUCCGAAACCGCCAUGAGCACCUGCCCAUAUUACUCAGACACCUGAUACCAGCACUACAGAGACAGAGGUUACAGUUCGCCUUCUAUGUUGUAGAGCAGGUUGGUAGUGAGCCCUUCAAUAGGGCUAUGUUGUUUAACGUGGGCUUCCGGGAGGCUAUGCGGGACCUGGACUGGGACUGUAUGGUGUUCCACGAUGUAGACCACAUGCUGGAGAACGACAGGAACUACUACGGCUGUGGAGACAUGCCUCGCCACUUCGCUGUCAAACUCAACAAGUACUCCUACAUGCUUCCUUACAAUGAGUUCUUUGGUGGCGUCAGUGGUCUGACAGUGGAACAGUUCACCAAGAUCAAUGGCUUUCCCAAUGCAUUCUGGGGCUGGGGAGGAGAGGACGACGACCUUUGGAACAGGGUGCAGUAUGCUAACUACACGGUCAGUCGGCCGCAUGGAGAGUUGGGCCGUUACAUGUCAAUCCCACACCACCACCGUGGCGAGGUGCAGUUCCUGGGAAGGUACACUCUUCUAAGGCGCUCUAAGGAGAGACAGAGUCUGGAUGGGCUCAACAACCUGCAGUACUCCCCCCUAUUAUCCCGGAGGCCUCUCUACACCAACAUAUCAGUCAGCCUGAGCAGGAAGCUAGCCCCUAUAGCAGACUAUAACUGACCAGGAAGCAGCGGGCCGCACAGCCCUCUGGGGAAAUGAAGUCAUUAUGGACGUCAGCCAUAUCUCACCAGUCACAGCACUCCUUAGGACUUUUUAGUUAAUUUACUUUGAUUCAGUUUUUUUAAGCAAAAGAAGAAGACAUGCAGAACGGUGUUGAUUGAUCAAUCCUCGUGACGUGUAAGGAGAAAGCCGCACUCGUUUUGUGCUGUGGUCCAUCAAUCGUUUCUAUCAUCCGGGCUUCUCCACUUUUCUGUCUCCACCUGCCUUCCACACCAUUUUGGGCCUUUAGCAUUCAUUCUUUCAUUCAUUUGUUCAGUAAGUCAUUAAUUCACUCAUGGAGACGAUGGCAACUGUAACCAUAACAGGAACACGUUCCCUCUAUAGGGCUGUGGUGUGGAGGGGACAGUAGUGUAGUUUGUGUAUGUGGCUGAAGGAGUUAGUUUGUACACACACACAAAUCUGCUGACACGGUCCCUAGGCGUUGAUUUUAUUUUGACCUUGAAUAUUUGACAUGAAUAUUUUUCAUUGAUUUAUUAAACCUGUGAACAACAGACACGCACAGAGUAGGUCCUCACAGCUGGCUCUGUGUAGGACAUGGAGGGGGAGAGAGGGAGGCUGUGGACAAAGGUAUAACAUUAGCUUGAGAGUGACUUGUGUGCAGAGUGGCUGACUGGUCACAGCAAACUGCACAGUAGACACACCUUUAGCUAAAUAAACAUACUAGCCUAGCAAAUUGAAAGUCUUUGACAGUGUGAGUGAGAGAGGGAUAUCUAUGUAUGUGUGAGAGAGAGAGGGAUAUCUAUAUAUGUGUGAGAGAGAGAGGGAUAGCUAUGUAUGUGUGAGAGAGAGAGGGAUAUCUAUAUAUGUGUGAGAGAGAGAGGGAUAGCUAUGUAUGUGUGAGAGAGAGAGGGAUAGCUAUGUAUGUGUGAGAGAGAGAGGGAUAGCUAUGUAUGUGUGAGAGAGAGAGGGAUAUCUAUAUAUGUGUGAGAGAGAGAGGGAUAGCUAUGUAUGUGUGAGAGAGAGAGGGAUAGCUAUGUAUGUGUGAGAGAGAGAGGGAUAGCUAUGUAUGUGUGAGAGAGAGAGGGAUAUCUAUGUAUGUGUGAGAGAGAGAGGGAUAGCUAUGUAUGUGUGUGAGAGAGAGAGGGAUAGCUAUGUAUGUGUGUGAGAGAGAGAGAGAGGGAUAGCUAUGUAUGUGUGAGAGAGAGAGGGAUAGCUAUGUAUGUGUGUGAGAGAGAGAGGGAUAGCUAUGUAUGUGUGUGAGAGAGAGAGAGAGGGAUAGCUAUGUAUGUGUGAGAGCGAGGGAUAGCUAUGAAUGUGUGAGAGAGAGAGAGGGAUAGCUAUGUAUGAGUGAGAGGGAUAGCUAUGUAUGUGUGUGAGAGAGAGAGGGAUAGCUAUGUAUGUGUGUGAGAGAGAGAGGGAUAGCUAUGUAUGUGUGUGAGAGAGAGAGGGAUAGCUAUGUAUGUGUGUGAGAGAGAGAGGGAUAACUAUGUAUGUGUGUGAGAGAGAGAGGGAUAGCUAUGUAUGUGUGUGAGAGAGAGAGGGAUAGCUAUGUAUGUGUGUGAGAGAGAGAGGGAUAGCUAUGUAUGUGUGUGAGAGAGAGAGGGAUAGCUAUGUAUGUGUGUGAGAGAGAGAGGGAUAGCUAUGUAUGUGUGUGAGAGAGAGAGGGAUAGCUAUGUAUGUGUGAGAGAGAGAGAGGGAUAGCUAUGUAUGUGUGAGAGAGGGAUAGCUAUGUAUGUGUGAGAGAGAGAUAGCUAUGUAUGUGUGUGAGAGAGAGGGAUAGCUAUGUAUGUGUGUGAGAGAGAGAGGGAUAGCUAUGUAUGUGUGUGAGAGAGAGAGAGAGGGAUAGCUAUGUAUGUGUGAGAGCGAGGGAUAGCUAUGAAUGUGUGAGAGAGAGAGAGGGAUAGCUAUGUAUGUGUGAGAGAGAGAGGGAUAGCUAUGUAUGUGUGAGAGAGAGAGGGAUAGCUAUGUAUGUGUGAGAGAGAGAGGGAUAGCUAUGUAUGUGUGAGAGAGAGAGGGAUAGCUAUGUAUGUGUGAGAGAGAGAGGGAUAGCUAUGUAUGUGUGAGAGAGAGAGGGAUAGCUAUGUAUGUGUGAGAGAGAGAGGGAUAGCUAUGUAUGUGUGAGAGAGAGAGGGAUAGCUAUGUGUGUGAGAGAGAGAGGGAUAGCUAUGUAUGUGUGUGAGAGAGAGAGAGAGGGAUAGCUAUGUAUGUGUGUGAGAGAGAGAGAGAGGGAUAGCUAUGUAUGUGUGAGAGAGAGAGGGAUAGCUAUGUAUAUGUGUGAGAGAGAGAGGGAUAGCUAUGUAUGUGUGAGAGAGAGAGGGAUAGCUAUGUAUGUGUGUGAGAGAGAGAGAGGGAUAGCUAUGUAUGUGUGAGAGCGAGGGAUAGCUAUGAAUGUGUGAGAGAGAGAGAGGGAUAGCUAUGUAUGUGUGAGAGAGAGAGGGAUAGCUAUGUAUGUGUGAGAGAGAGAGGGAUAGCUAUGUAUGUGUGAGAGAGAGAGGGAUAGCUAUGUAUGUGUGAGAGAGAGAGGGAUAGCUAUGUGUGUGAGAGAGAGAGGGAUAGCUAUGUGUGUGAGAGAGAGAGGGAUAGCUAUGUAUGUGUGUGAGAGAGAGGGAUAGCUAUGUAUGUGUGAGAGGGAUAGCUAUGUAUGUGUGAGAGGGAUAGCUAUGUAUGUGUGUGAGAGAGAGGGAUAGCUAUGUAUGUGUGUGAGAGAGAGGGAUAGCUAUGUAUGUGUGUGAGAGAGAGGGAUAGCUAUGUAUGUGUGAGAGGGAUAGCUAUGUAUGUGUGAGAGAGAGAGGGAUAGCUAUGUAUGUGUGAGAGAGAGAGGGAUAGCUAUGUAUGUGUGUGAGAGAGAGAGGGAUAGCUAUGUAUGUGUGAGAGAGAGAGGGAUAGCUAUGUAUGUGUGAGAGGGAUAGCUAUGUAUGUGUGAGAGAGAGAGGGAUAGCUAUGUAUGUGUGUGAGAGAGAGAGGGAUAGCUAUGUAUAUGUGUGAGAGAGAGAGGGAUAGCUAUGUAUGUGUGAGAGAGAGAGAGGGAUAGCUAUGUAUAUGUGUGAGAGAGAGAGGGAUAGCUAUGUAUAUGUGUGAGAGAGAGAGGGAUAGCUAUGUAUGUGUGUGAGAGAGAGAGGGAUAGCUAUGUAUAUGUGUGAGAGAGAGAGGGAUAGCUAUGUAUAUGUGUGAGAGAGAGAGGGAUAGCUAUGUAUGUGUGUGAGAGAGAGAGGGAUAACUAUGUAUGUGUGAGAGCGAGAGGGAUAGCUAUGUAUAUGUGUGAGAGAGAGAGGGAUAGCUAUGUAUAUGUGUGAGAGAGAGAGGGAUAGCUAUGUAUGAGUGAGAGAGAGAGGGAUAGCUAUGCACAUGGGCUUGUUAGCAUCCUGUUUUCACUGCUUUGAGGGAUUAUCUGAUGUCAGACACAUGUUUAGUGAGUCUCCUAAACUGAAAUGUUCACUGUUCACAUCAUGCCAUGCAGUUUAAGCCUGUCUCCCAAUUGACACCCUUUUCCAUAUAGGCCUGUGUGUUCCAAAAUAAUGUGUAACACUGUAUAGGAAUAGGAUUAUGUUUGAGAGGUAGUCUAAAACUAGAGACCCUGUUAUAUCCCCUUUACCCUAAACAUAAAUGUUUAUUAAUCUAUAGGGUCAUUUGCGAUGGAGCCUGCAGAGGCACUUUCACUAAUGUCUAUUUAAAGAGACACCGCACUGUUUGCAGCCGCUUCGUGUAAUGUCAUUCUGACGUUGGUUCGACACCGUGGCAAUGCUUUCCAGCCCGCUCCCCAUCCUGCUGGACUAUGAUGACGGUGCCCUUAGGCACUGCUCAAAGGUCAGAAAGUAACUGCAGACACAGAUGAAGUCAUUAGCAAGUGGUUAAUCUUUAGCCAGUGUGUAUGUCUGUGUGUGGGAAAAGUCUGAGUACUGGCUUUUGUGUUUGGGUGGUAUGCUACAUGAGACCUCACAAACUAUGGUACAUUCACCGCUCCAAAUAUCUCCAGCAAUUCCAGCCCUUCGUCUUCUCGUGUGUGCAGAUAUGUGUAUUUUUGUAUUUGUAGUUUUUAAGGAUCCCCAUUAGCUGCUGCUAUGGCAACUCUUCCUGGGUCCAAACAAAUGAAGGCAAAAAUAAAACAGUACAACAUUAUUACAGUAGAACAUUUAUAAUCCCAUCAUACGUAUGUGUGUGUGUAGAGUGCAUGUGCUAGCGUGUGUGUGUGGCAGUGUUUGAGUGAAUUUGUUUUGUCACAGUACUGAAGUAACAUCAAAUGUGGUCCUACUGUUGUCUCUGUUCAAAGGCCUAUAUUCCAACACACCGGCCCAUCCAUGUCUCUGUGUCUCCAUAGCUUUAAUAUACUGAUAGUUCAUUUCACACACAUCGCCUUGUCAAAACAUUGACUUUCUUCAGAUUUAUCAUUUGGGAAAAAAGUUUUUUUGUUCUCAUGAUAUGACGGAGGCGGGACCUCCUUUUAUUUAUUUAAUCUUUUAAAGAUGACUUCCUGUGAUUGAUUGAUUUUGUUGUGGUUGAUAUUGUGGUGAUGAUGAUUCAGUACAAAACCUGCUGUGAGACAGGCUGUGUUAGAAGCACUGAAACUUGUGGUUGUGAAAUUGGUGUGAGAUUGGAAGUUCAACCUGUGUGGAAAUAUGUUCUAAAUUAAUCACUGCCCCUAAACUCUAUGCACUUAGAUCUGAUACAAUUAGCAAAAUGGGAACGGCUCCACCAUGCCUUUUUGAAAAUGCUAGUUGGAAUGUCUGCCAUGUUGCUUAUACCUGUCCAAUCCACUUGGAUCUACACACAUGCAUAGAGAUUAGGAUCUAGGGGUUAAUUUUGGAUUUUAUAUGUUCGUUAAUCAGCUGAACCGGCACUGUAGACGUAGGCCAUUUUGUGUGACAACCACAAGAAGAGGAAGACGCCUAAUUAAAGUCACUUCCUCCUGCUAAGCACCUUCUGUUUCUUCAUCGAUAAUCAAUGGUGCUGAUCUGCUUGCCCUUCGAUUGGGGGAGCCACUCACUACGUGCUGCCUGGGAACCAAUCCUGUGUGUAGAUAGCUACAGGAAGUACCCCUCUUAUUGGUUCAUCCUUCCUCUUUUUAAUGUCACCCAACUAGAAGCAUGUGUUUACUUACCUACUGUAGCCAAUCACGUUGGAGGUGCUUAGUGGAGAGUUGUUGACAUUAGCUGCUAGUUUUUCUAAAGUCUUUCUCUUCGAGUGUGUUUGAUUGAAAUGGUGGAGCCUGUCAAUGCCAGGGGCCCAGGUGUCAUUUACAAGAGGUUGUUGUUUUUUGUUUGUAAAUAUUUAGGUUUGUUUGUUUUCAAGCUCUGCUCUGCUCAGAGAGCCUGAGUUUGUCGGCUGGAGUGUUCUGAUUCGAGCCCUAAGGUUUCCACUACUGCUGGAGGAGGAGAGGAAUAUAACCCAGCAGUAGUGCUAACCUGAGGCCUGGGUGUGAAUCCCCCUGCUGUCUGUCACUUCUAGGUUAACCCCAGACCUUCAAGGUUAGCCCCAGUCCAGACCCCGAGGCCUGCAGCCUCUGGUUCUGUUUCUUUGCCUUGAACCAGUGAGUGACCUAGACCUGGGAAACCAAGUAAACAUGUACUGUAGUAUACUCUGUCCUGUCAGUGACAUUGGUUGGUCUUUACAGUGCUGCAGCUCUCGAGGAUUAGGACUGGGGACACCUUGGUUUACAUUUAGUUUAGGCAUGGUCUUACGUCAGAUAGCCCAACGAUUGUCUUAACGGCGUGUCCCGUUAGAAUAACGGCAUCUGCCGGAAGACAAUGGGGUUUAGAUUGUUCUAAAUGAUCCUGUGUCAGUGUGGUGAGCUCAGCCAGGGUGUCCCUUUGCUGCAACGCCCCGGUCUUGUCAGGCUCCUCUCUGACCUAGCAGAGCCAUGAUCUGAUCCAUUCUGUGCCAGUCCAAAUGAAGGGCCCAGCGCUGCUCCUCCCUGGUAUGACUAGCCACUGUUAUUAUUCUGUCUAGAUGUACAUGUAGCAGACUGGAUAAUCAUGGAGGCUAGUCGUCUCAGAGAUAAGCACUGGCGCCCUGACAGACUGGCAAGCCUUAAUAAAAACCUCUUUCGUUUUUUUCAGUGUUUUCACACGCUUACAUUUUUUAUGAGCAAAUCUAUGUAAAUUGAAGGAAAAGGUGCAUAUAAGAUAAAUGUUCACUAUGUAAAUAUUGUGUCUAGUGUUAUUGAAAUUAAAGGUCUUAAAUCCCUACAAAUGCUUAACGAACAAGGGGUUCCGCUGAGUUCUUUCUGGUGCCAUGGACCUGCUUACCCUCAUCAAGCACUACAUAAUCACUUUCACAUUGUUGGUUCCAAACUCAUUGUAGAUAAGGAAUAAUGUAAGGGUUAGUCCAUCAGCAUUAGAACCCAUCAGCAUUCUGGAAUAGUUCCCAUUGUCGUGAAGUAGAUGAUGUGGGUCAUCUCAGUAGUCUAAAGUGGUACGGUGUAGGUGUAGCUUAUAGGCCGUGCUUGACUUGGGGAGGAGCUCACCGGAGCUGAGUACCCGGCACCUCAAAUGUUCUACUGCUUGAGCUCCUGUUCCUCUUAUAGAAUACUAGCUCAAAAGUAUUGUGGAGCUCCUGCACCUAAAUAUAAACAGUACCGGCACCCAAAAUGAGUACCGGAACCUAUAUCAGUCCAAGUCCAGCACUGCUUAUAGGGAGAACUACAUCAGCCAAAAACACCAUUAUGCUUAUAGUAAUGGGACAAGGAAGCCAAACCAUGUUCCAACUGCUACCAACUCCAGAUUAUACACCCCCAAAAUGUGUUUUUGUAUAAAGGCAAAUUAAAAGAUGAAUAAGUCAUUACUAUAUUACUAAUAUAUCUUUCUCUGAUUGUAAGGACUUUAUUUCUCCUUGAAUUGAAGCCAUCUGAAGCCACUUGUAAAAACUCGAUGUCAGCCUUACGUCUGUCUGUCUGGCUGCAUUAUCUUUUGUUUAUUGAACAUUUGUAUGAUGUUUUUUUUUUACCAUCGUUAUUGUCAAAGUACACCAAUAAAAUUAACUUUAAAUGA